This is a messenger RNA of Thermochaetoides thermophila DSM 1495, 972 nucleotides long. RefSeq lists its product as uncharacterized. Lineage: Eukaryota; Fungi; Ascomycota; Sordariomycetes; Sordariales; Chaetomiaceae. Gene Ontology annotation, biological process: meiotic recombination checkpoint signaling; protein phosphorylation. Gene Ontology annotation, cellular component: cytoplasm; nucleus. The coding region runs from base 1 to 972 and encodes 323 amino acids. The transcript is spliced from 5 exons. The record is from RefSeq and is a predicted model, not a curated record. Gene Ontology annotation, molecular function: protein serine/threonine kinase activity; ATP binding.
AUGCUCGAGGACGGGGACACCAUCACCAUUGGCCCCUAUCCGGAUCUAGUUUUCGUCUACCACCAGCUUGAAAAUGUUCCAACCUCCCUGCCCCUGACCGCCUCACAGAGGAAAGAGGCAGAGCUUUUCCGGGAUAGGUAUAUCAUAACGGACCGCACCCCAAACAUCCUGCCAAUCAAAGCCGCCUUCGAGACCAAUCAGAGCAUAUACAUCAUUUCUGAGCUUGCCGCGGGUGGUGACCUCUACUCAUUGAUACUGCGGUACAAACAGUUGGAGGAACGUGGGAUCAGAACGAUCGUACGCCAAGUCCUUCGUGGGGUUGCCUACAUCCACAGCAAGGGAGUUGCACAUCGCGACAUCAAGCCAGAAAAUGUCUUACUGGGCAUCACACCCCGCGUUCCUUACCGGGUCAUGCUCUCGGACUUUGGGGACUCAGCCGUGACUGGGCCUAGGAGGAUGAAGUCCAACGUUGGGACUUCGUUCUACCGGCCACCUGAAUGCCACACUCCCGGUCUCGAUCAUGACCUGUCCGUCGACAUCUGGGCAGUGGGCAUGCUAACCCUUCAACUCUUCCUCGGCUACGAAGAAUUUCCCGGCGGAGACUCUGUUGUGUUCACUAGCCAGGAAGACAUUGAUAAUUACCUCAACAUGAUCUUUGUCGCGCUGACCGAUGAAGAUCGUAUCUCGGAAGCAGCAAAGCAUUUUAUCCGUAAGUGUUUAGCGUACAACCGGGAAAAGAGGCCAACAGCUCGUGAUGCAUUCUACCAUGAUUGGCUCCAGCAGCCAAAGGAGGAGAGAAAGAGGCUCAAGCAGCUGGAAGCAGACAACAUUCUUUCGUGGAAGCCCCAGAAGGUGAAGUUUCCGAUCAUUGAAGAUUUGACCGCUCAGUCGACAUGGCAGGGCAAUAAGGACGCCCAUGUUCUGAGGUCGAGUGCGAUGUGGCCUUCGACAACUCUGCAUUUCUCGAGCUGA